Messenger RNA from Westerdykella ornata, 620 nucleotides. RefSeq lists its product as uncharacterized. The record is from RefSeq and is a predicted model, not a curated record. The coding region runs from base 98 to 397 and encodes 99 amino acids. Lineage: Eukaryota; Fungi; Ascomycota; Dothideomycetes; Pleosporales; Sporormiaceae. The transcript has 2 exons.
UCGCUCAACCCUGGCGUUUUGGGGGAUUACUUGUUGUUUCUCCGCUACAACCUAGACUGAACUCUACAAUAUCCACCAUCCAACACACGUACACACCAUGGGUCUCUUCGGCCUCGGCAGGAAGAAAGUAUACGUCCAAGAACAUCAUCAUCACCACCAUACAACAGUACAACAACAGACUGCCGUGGUUGCUGCUCCCACUCCUCCUCCACCACAGCGACGGCCCCGAAUGCCGGCUUGCCGCAACUGUCAUUCCUCAUUGAGGACGCAGCUUGCCACUACCCAAAAGGGCGUGCAUUACGGAAGACAGUACUACGUUUGCAUUGGUUGCCCGCGAAGCCCGGAUUCCAAUGGUCGUAGCUGGAUUGUGUGGGCGGAUCAGUUGGUGUCUCAAUGACUGAGGAUGGCAAUGUCACCUUGAUUGGCACAUAGAGCCUCCGUGAGGCUGAAGGGAGCGCACUGUAUUGUCCCGUCCAUUUGAUGUCUGGUCACAUCUUGCUAGUUGGCCGAUGAAUGUUUGAUGUCCGGUCACAUCUUGCGAGUUGGUCGAUGAAUGUUUGAUGUCUGGCCACGUCUUGCUAGUUGGUCGAUGAAUGUUUGAUGUCUGGUCACAUCUUGCU